Messenger RNA from Condylura cristata (star-nosed mole), 3218 nucleotides. RefSeq names its product solute carrier family 25 (mitochondrial carrier; phosphate carrier), member 23 (gene SLC25A23). Gene Ontology annotation, molecular function: ATP transmembrane transporter activity; calcium ion binding. The transcript is spliced from 10 exons. The coding region runs from base 125 to 1531 and encodes 468 amino acids. The record is from RefSeq and is a predicted model, not a curated record. Lineage: Eukaryota; Metazoa; Chordata; Mammalia; Eulipotyphla; Talpidae. Gene Ontology annotation, biological process: transmembrane transport.
GGCAGCAGUGGCAGUGGCCGCGGAGCUGGCCCUGCGGGGCCCCGGGGGGGAGGGGGAGCCGCGAAGCCCCCGCUGAGGCCGCCGUUGCCGGGCCUCCCUCCCCCCCACCCCCCUGGCGGGCGCCAUGCGGGGGGGUCCGAGUGAUGCCGAGCGGCGGCAGCGCUGGGGUCGCCUCUUCGAGGAGCUGGACAGUAACAAGGAUGGCCGCGUGGACGUGCACGAGUUGCGCCAGGGACUGGCCAGGCUGGGCGCGGGCGACCCGGACCGUGGAGCCCAACAGGGCAUCUCCCUUGAGGGUGACGCUGACCCAGAUGGCGGGCUGGACCUGGAGGAGUUUAUCCGCUACCUGCAGGAGCGGGAACAGCGCCUGCUGCUUCUUUUCCACAGUCUGGACCGGAAUCAGGACGGUCACAUCGAUGUCUCUGAGAUCCAGCAGAGUUUCCGAGCACUGGGCAUUUCCAUCUCACUGGAGCAAGCGGAGAAAAUUCUGCACAGCAUGGACCGGGACGGCACAAUGACCAUUGACUGGCAGGAAUGGCGUGACCACUUCCUGCUGCAUUCAUUGGAGAACGUGGAAGAUGUGCUUUACUUCUGGAAACAUUCCACGGUCCUGGACAUUGGCGAGUGCCUGACUGUCCCCGAUGAGUUCUCGGAGCAGGAGAAGCUCACGGGCAUGUGGUGGAAGCAGCUGGUAGCAGGUGCAGUGGCGGGUGCCGUGUCGCGGACUGGCACGGCGCCCCUGGACCGCCUCAAGGUCUUCAUGCAGGUCCACGCCUCCAAGACCAACCGACUGAAUAUCCUCGGGGGCCUACAGAGCAUGAUCCGAGAAGGGGGCGUGCGCUCCCUGUGGCGUGGCAACGGCAUUAAUGUGCUCAAAAUUGCUCCUGAGUCAGCCAUCAAGUUCAUGGCCUAUGAGCAGAUUAAACGGGCCAUCCGCGGGCAGCAGGAGACGUUGCACGUGCAGGAGCGCUUUGUGGCGGGCUCCCUGGCUGGCGCCACAGCCCAAACUAUCAUUUACCCCAUGGAGGUGCUGAAGACACGGCUGACCCUCCGGCGGACAGGCCAGUACAAGGGCCUGCUGGACUGCGCCAGGUGCAUCCUGGAGCGAGAAGGGCCCCGAGCCUUCUACCGCGGCUACCUGCCCAACGUGCUGGGCAUCAUCCCCUAUGCGGGCAUCGACCUGGCCGUCUAUGAGACCCUGAAGAACCAGUGGCUCCAGCAGUACAGCCGUGACUCAGCCAACCCUGGCAUCCUGGUCCUCCUGGCCUGUGGCACCAUCUCCAGCACCUGUGGCCAGAUAGCCAGCUAUCCCCUGGCCUUGGUCCGGACCCGCAUGCAGGCCCAAGCCUCCUUCGAGGGUACCCCGCAGUCGUCCAUGCUGGGUCUGCUCCGACAUAUCCUGGCCCAGGAGGGCGUGCGGGGCCUCUACAGGGGCAUUGCCCCCAACUUCAUGAAGGUGAUCCCAGCUGUGAGCAUCUCCUAUGUGGUCUACGAGAACAUGAAGCAGGCCCUAGGGGUCACGUCUAGGUGAGGGACCCAGAGCCCGCCCCCCACAAGAUCCCUCACCUCGAUCAUGAUGAUCCCCAAGCCCCAGCCACUGGAGACUGAUGGCCCAACCAAUGGAUCCCAGGUUUCCUCACACGCACACUCAAACCGCAGGAUCCCCACACCUCAGCCACUGGGUCCUGUAUCCCCACAUUCCAGCUGCUGGAUCCACAGUGCCCUGCCCUGCCCACUGGGUCAGGACCUCCAUGUCUUAACCACUGGAUCGCCCCCAACUCAGCAGACCGUGAGACUCCAGCCACAGGGGCGUGUCUCCCCCUAUCUGAGCGCCCAGCCCCCUCUCCCCAGAACCGAGAUCCCAUGUCCUUGGGCAACACUGGGUCCUAGACCCCCCAACCUCCCUGGCGGAUCUCAGAUCCCCAUGCUUCCAGUCCUGGAUUUCCACGCUCAGCCACUGGAUUCUGGAAUCGAGAAGCCUCAGCCACCUGAUCCUGACAGUGCAAUGCCUAGAUCCCAGGGCCCUGACCACUGGAUCCCAGAUCCCCUCACCCCAACCACUGGAUCUCUGAAUUCCCUUACUUCGACACUGCGACACAGCACCUCAGAUCCCUCUGCUUCAGCUACCGGGUCCCUGCAUUUCAACCACCACAACCUCAACCCCCACCACCGGAUCCCAGAUCCCCAAGUCCAGACCCACUGGAUCGUGACUCUUAAAAUCACAAUCAUGAGAUCCCAGCGGCAGACAAGUGGGUCCUGGCAACUGCAGUUGUUCCAUCCUGCGCCAUGGGCAGGGACCCCAACACCUGAACCCCUUGUUUCUGACCUGAGUCCCCCAGGCUUGACUCAAACCCCAAGUCUAGCUCCCAGUAACCCACACGCAGCUUCCUGAUCCAGCGAGGCCCUCCCUGCCCAGAUACCCCUGAGCACAGCCAUCUCUCCCCAAGACUCAGACACUCACCCCAUGAUCUAAGGAGCUACAGGGAGCCCGGUACUGGUCUCCUGGCUCCGGAAGCUGUAAGAGACUUGCCCACUGUCCUGAGUGAGGAAUGCGAUGCCCCUCUCACACCUGCACUGGCAUCAGUGCCCCAAAACCACCCCAGCACAGCUGCACCUCUGGGCUCUGUGCAAAGCUGCUCCCUCAAAUUCACCUCCCACUGAUCAGCAGGGUUCUCUGACCCCUUCUCACCUUGUAGGCUGAUAACCUCACCGUCUGGGUCCCUCUGAAGGAUCCAAUCAUUCUUCAGGACUGGCAAGGAGGCAACCUAAAGCUGGGGGACCCACAGAGGGGACCCCCAGCCCCAGCACUGCCAGCCCCUCCCCAGCCUUCAGAAUUGGAAACCAGAAACCAAUCUACACAGACUACAACUCCCUAGACCCAAGCCCCCAAUUAUGCAAACACACAAACAAACUACAGCCCCCAAACUUAUGCAGGUCUAUUUUUCUACCGGAAGGAGCAGACAGCCCCACCAACCUAUGCCUCCAGCACCCUGCCCAUACACAUUCUGCACUUUAGAGCUGGAUUCUGAGCUUAGGCUAAUUGGGGGCCCCUCUUGCUCCUCCCAAGUCCUUGAGGAAACCCCACUAAAGGACCACAAAAGGAACUGGGAUAUUCGGGAGGCUGGAGGACACCCCUAGGACUUCUACCUACCCCGCACCCUACCUCCCUGCCUGUGUGUGUUAUUUCAAAGGAAAAGAGCAAAAGGAAUACAUUUUCU